Molecule: messenger RNA, 1900 nt
Organism: Macadamia integrifolia
Lineage: Eukaryota; Viridiplantae; Streptophyta; Magnoliopsida; Proteales; Proteaceae
Exons: 3
Coding region: 173-661 (162 amino acids)
Biological process (GO): mitochondrial DNA replication; positive regulation of helicase activity
Cellular component (GO): mitochondrial nucleoid
Molecular function (GO): single-stranded DNA binding
Source: RefSeq, a predicted model, not a curated record
CCAAGUCGCAUCCGUUUCAAAAGCUUGCGAUCCACCUUGCUCGGCUCGCCACGGAGCGAGUCGGAUUUUCCGACCUCGAAAACAGUUCGAAGGGUUUUGCCUUUGCCAGCCUCAUUUGAGGGUUUAAGCCUUCAAGCUAAAGCAGAAACGAAGUAUAGCAAAGCCAUCGUCAAUGGCUUCAUCCAUGGGUUCUUUAUCAAGAAGAUUCUCUCUUUCUCUUAUCUCCGCCAAAAGAUCCCCCCCGAGCUCCAUGAAAUUCUGUACAAAUAUCACCUCCAACGAAGAUCUUGACGAUGACGAUUCCAGUAUUAGUCAGGACGGGAGCUCAGCAUCGUCAUCAACCUCAUCUUCCCCAACGAACUCAAACCAACACCAGAAACGAUUCUUUCAAAGGCCACUAGAGAACGGCUUGGAUGUUGGUGUCUACAAGGCGAUUUUGAUUGGGCAAGUUGGGCAGCAUCCAAUUCAGAAGCGAUUGAGGAGCGGUAGGCCUGUGACGCUGUUUUCGCUCGGGACUGGUGGGAUUCGAAACAACCGGAGGCCGUUUGAUAACGAAGAGCCCAGAGAGUAUGCUAAUAGGUGCGCUGUUCAAUGGCAUCGAGUUGCAGUGUACCCAGAGAGAUUGGGAGGGCUUGCCAUGAAGCAAGUCAAACCCGGGUAAAUUAAAGCCGAGGAAAGAGAAAAUGAAACGCCUCUUCAUUCUUGAUCUAAUUCCAGUUAUAAUGUAGACUAUGUUUCUUUUGUUUUAACGAAGGUCCCUAUGCCAAUGAUGCAAAUGGAUUUGCCUAACUUUGUGUUGAACAAAUUGAAUGUCAAAUUUAUGCAGUAAUACUGUCUUGUGGAUUUUAUUUUGUUUUCCGAUUAACCAUCAUUUCGUGAAAGCUGGUAAGCUCCAAGGAAGGUCAUGCUGAUCAUUUUAGGAUUCAAAAUUUGUACUGUAGCUAAGACUACGUGGGGAGGUUUCUUCUAGUUUGUGACCUCAAUUGUUUCGGUGGAACAUGGGUUUAUUGUGGAGAAUAGCCUUUCCAUAUCCAUGCUAAGCAUGCACAACUUCAUGAAGCCUUAUCACUACUACUUUGUGGUGGAAAUGUGAAUCUUCUUUGGGAUUGCCAGUCUACAUAUUUUAUUAACUUGUUGUACCCAUGUCACAAUUAAGGCUCAAUAAUGCUAUUCUAUACUUAUUUCAUGCUGACUGAAUUUUAUCUCAGUGAAACAUCUACUGGCAAUUAUAUCAAACAGAAAGGGCAUUAAUGCUUGGAAGUCAGUUGACUCAAACUCCUCCUCAUAGACUGAAGACAGCGAUGGCUACUAUCCACAGUAUAUAACCUGUUUCUGGAACUCUGCAUCUACUUGUGUUUCAACUUGGUCCCCAUCUUUUUGAUUUUUAUAUUUGCUAUGUUCCUGUGGUUUUUUUAUAAAGAUAUUUUGCCUUGCUACUCAGUUAAGUGGUUUUCUCAUUUGAACUAUGGUAAUUAGGACUAGGAUGGGGAGUCUAACCAAGUCUCAACUACAGGAACUUUUAAUCAAAGAACACCCAAGCAACCAUAAAAUAACUCAACAGCAAAAAUCAACAAGGCAGAAUUACUCAAGCACAGAUCACUAAAAGACGAAAAUAUGAAGAUUUUAGAUAACUCACAAUUGGCUGGUCAGAAUCAGCCAAUAAUUGGGUUGAGUCUUACCCAGGUGGGAAGGGAUGAUCAACCAGAAUUAGGGCUCAAACCAAUUGCCAGAAGUGCUUCAGUGGACAGAGAACCGAUUGUAAAUCUAGGGAAAAAUUAUGGGCAGAAGUAGAGUUUGAGUACCUGAUUUGUUUGAACAAUAACAAACCUUUGAAAAGAAGACUUUGAAAGAGAAAAGGAACACUUGAAGAGGAACCUCUUGGGCUUCACACCGCAAAGAG